UUCCUGUCAAGAUGGCGGAUAAUCUACCUUCGGAGUUUGAUGUGGUCGUAAUAGGGACGGGUUUGCCUGAAUCCAUCAUUGCGGCUGCAUGUUCAAGAAGUGGCCAGAGGGUUCUGCAUGUUGAUUCAAGAAGCUACUAUGGAGGAAACUGGGCCAGUUUUAGCUUUUCAGGACUGUUGUCCUGGCUAAAGGAACACCAGGAAAACAGUGAUAUUGUAAAUGAAUGCCCACCGUGGCAAGAGAAGAUCCUUGAAAAUGAAGAAGCUAUUGCUCUUAGCAGGAAGGACAAAACCAUUCAACAUGUGGAAGUGUUUUGUUAUGCCAGUCAGGAUUUGCAUGAAGAUGUCGAAGAAGCUGGUGCACUGCAGAAAAAUCACGCUUCUGUGACAUCUGCGAACUCCACAGAAGCUGCAGAUUCUGCCUGCCUGCCUACAGAAGAUCAGUCAUUAAGUACUGCAAGCUGUGAAAUACCCACAGAACAAACUCCAAGCAGUGAUCCAGAGAGUGCCCUAGAAGUAAAUGAUUUUGAAGCGACAGGAGAGAAAGAAAACCAUUGUGAUAAAACUUGUGUGCCCUCAACUUCAGAAAAGGAAACAAGUGAAAAUGUGCCUAUGGCCGAAAACACCGCAGAGCAACCAAAGAAAAAUAGGAUUACUUACUCGCAAAUUAUUAAAGAAGGCAGGAGAUUUAAUAUUGAUUUGGUAUCAAAGCUGUUGUAUUCUCGAGGAUUGCUAAUUGAUCUUCUAAUCAAAUCUAAUGUUAGUCGAUAUGCAGAGUUCAAAAAUAUUACCAGGAUUCUUGCAUUUCGAGAAGGAAGAGUGGAACAGGUUCCUUGCUCCAGAGCAGAUGUCUUUAAUAGCAAACAACUUACUAUGGUAGAAAAGCGAAUGCUAAUGAAGUUUCUCACAUUUUGUAUGGAGUAUGAGGAACAUCCUGAUGAAUAUAAAGCCUAUGAGGAAAUUACAUUUUAUGAAUAUUUAAAAACUCAGAAAUUGACCCCCAACCUCCAAUAUUUUGUCCUACAUUCAAUUGCAAUGACAUCAGAGACAGCCAGCAGUACUAUAGAUGGUCUCAGAGCUACCAAAAACUUUCUUCACUGUCUUGGGCGGUAUGGCAACACUCCAUUUUUGUUUCCUUUAUAUGGCCAAGGAGAACUCCCUCAGUGUUUCUGCAGGAUGUGUGCAGUGUUUGGUGGAAUCUAUUGUCUUCGUCAUUUGGUACAGUGCCUUGUCGUGGACAAAGAAUCUGGAAAAUGUAAAGCAAUCAUAGAUCAGUUUGGUCAGAGAAUAAUCUCUAAGCAUUUCCUUGUGGAAGACAGUUACCUUUCUGAGAACACAUGCUCGCAUGUGCAAUACAGGCAGAUCUCCAGGGCAGUCUUGAUUACGGAUAGGUCUGUACUAAAAACAGAUUCAGAUCAACAGAUUUCCAUUUUGACAGUGCCAGCAGAAGAACCAGGAGCUUUUGCUGUUCGGGUCAUUGAGUUAUGUUCCUCAACAAUGACAUGCAUGAAAGGCACAUAUUUGGUUCAUUUGACUUGUACAUCUUCUAAAACAGCAAGAGAAGAUUUAGAACCAGUUGUGCAGAAAUUGUUUACUCCAUAUACCGAAAAGGAGAUAGAAAAUGAAGAAGUUGAAAAGCCAAGACUUCUGUGGGCUCUUUACUUCAAUAUGAGAGAUUCUUCAGACGUCAGCAGGAACUCUUAUAAUGAUUUACCAUCCAACGUUUAUGUCUGCUCUGGCCCAGACUGUGCUUUAGGAAAUGAUAAUGCAGUCAAACAGGCUGAAGCACUUUUCCAACAAAUCUGCCCCAACGAAGACUUCUGUCCACCCCCACCAAAUCCUGAAGACAUUAUCCUUGAUGGAGACAGUUUACAACCAGAGGCUUCAGAAUCCAGUGCUAUACCAGAGGCCAACUCAGAGACUCCCAGGGAAAGCGCAAAUCUGAGAAACCCAGAGGAGCCCUCUGAAUAACGAGUAUGCACCAAACUGAAUAGCACAUUUUGGAAAAUCCUCCUAGCCUCAGAGUCCUCUUGAUGGAAGAACUGUUUGAAAAAUGUUACAAAGCAGCAGCCAGUUGACAUGCAGAAUUACCAAGAGAAACAGAUGAUAGAAAUCCAAAAGGGAAUUUUCCUUAAAAAGGACAUUCCAAGACCACAAAACACUUGUAAAGCACAUUGACUUGCCUGAUUUAAGAUACCAAACCUGUGGAAUUAGCAGAUAAAAAUUAUAAAUGGAUUGAUUCCUAGAAAUAUAGCUAUGUUUAUGAAAGUGAUCCUAUGCAUUGUUAAUAAUUCUAUGGUAUUAGGACAGCUUUUGCUUGCCACUUUGGAUCUUUGUUUGAAAACCACAUCUUCAAAAUCUGCUUACAUAUUUCCUUUGAUUAUUUGAGUUAUAUUUUAUUUAUGGGUAUGAGCAUCGUGACACAAAUGAUAAAAGCAUACGUAAAUAUAGCUGAUAAAAACUAAAGUGUCAUGAUCCAGGCAGGAGCCUAUGCUUGAAAUAGAGGUUUGCUUUGUUUUCUAUCUUGAGUAUUGAAAAUGCUAAUAUUAAAGUAGACAUUUUUACAAACAAGUCAUGAGUUCAUUACUCAGUGUUUUUUUUUCUUUUAAAUGUUAGUAGUGAUAUUUGUAUGUGAAUCCUGAACACACUAGGAAGACUCAAUACUGAAGAAAUGGAAGGAAAGAUUUGAAUAGGCUCAUUGGUAUUUGGAAAUUCUGUCUAGUCGAGUAUCUGGAGCACUAGCCUAAUUGUCUAUGGACCUAAUUUAGUCCUAGCUAUGCCACCGAUGAUAUUAAGCAAAUUGUUUAACUUCUGGGCCUCAGUUUCUCCGUAUGUCUACUGUAUGAGAAUGAUUUUGAAGAUAAAUGCAGUGCCAUCCUUAGAAUGGUUUUUCUGGAAUAAAAGUUGUUUCAGAAUUUU
Molecule: messenger RNA, 2918 nt
Organism: Balaenoptera ricei (Rice's whale)
Lineage: Eukaryota; Metazoa; Chordata; Mammalia; Artiodactyla; Balaenopteridae
Gene: CHM
Product: CHM Rab escort protein
Exons: 15
Coding region: 12-1970 (652 amino acids)
Biological process (GO): small GTPase-mediated signal transduction; protein geranylgeranylation; intracellular protein transport
Cellular component (GO): cytoplasm; nucleus; cytosol
Molecular function (GO): GDP-dissociation inhibitor activity
Source: RefSeq, a predicted model, not a curated record